Trichogramma pretiosum is the source of this 5599-nucleotide messenger RNA. RefSeq names its product DENN domain-containing protein 4C (gene Crag). The record is from RefSeq and is a predicted model, not a curated record. NCBI's taxonomy places the organism in Eukaryota, Metazoa, Arthropoda, Insecta, Hymenoptera, Trichogrammatidae. Bases 496 to 5373 code for a protein of 1625 amino acids. Gene Ontology annotation, cellular component: cytoplasmic vesicle. Gene Ontology annotation, biological process: regulation of Rab protein signal transduction. The transcript is spliced from 15 exons. Gene Ontology annotation, molecular function: protein binding.
AGCAGUAGCCAGCUUAAUGCGAUUAGCAGCGCGUAGAAAGAAGAAACGUCAUUGAUGAGGUAUUCGAUGAUGUAAACAACGUAGUUUCGACAGCGCACAUCGAGCGCUUAUCAUGGGCAUUUAGUCUGCCCGUUUUUGAGCCACGCGUGCUUAACCUAUAUCCUACACGGUUGUCUAUAUAAUUUAUUGCGCUGCAUUGUUGAAUGUCUCGUCGUGAUCACAAGUCUUUUUCCAUACAAUAGUAUAGCGCGAUGAUGGCUCGAGUUCUGAACCAGAAAUCAUGCUUGAGUGAAUUUGCAAGCAUUAGCAGUCGAUGCUGAUGCUGCUGGCGCCUGCUGCGAUAUACGCGACUGUGUACGGAGACAUAUACGAUUUUAAUUGUUGCAACAUAAUGACGAUUUUCGGAGCACUUGCUGAUGCUGCUCUUGACUGGCCCUUCGAAACAUUGUGAUAAAAGUUUUAUAACGAGAGAAAAUUUUUUUAUACCUUCUGAUCAUGGACGAGCGACGCGUUGCUGAUUACUUCGUUGUAGCUGGUCUACCCGAUCAAGACACAGAAGUGAUCGAAACGAAUGGUGAAAAUCAAUGUAACAUUGAAAAUGGAGGAUAUAAAUUGGAAGAUUGGUGUCAAGAGGGUGCAACCAAAGACACAAAUCUUAAGCCACCUAUUACAGACUUGGCCAUUAUAUUUCCUGCCCUUGGUGAGGAUUGUCCAGAAGGCUACACUAUGCUUGAAUAUACAGACAGUGGUUUCAAAGCAGACCUAAAUCAUGGAAGUUUACGAACAGAGGAAUGUUAUUUGUGUUAUCGUAGAGGUAGAGAUAAACCACCUCUUGUUGAUAUUGGUGUCAUAUAUGAUGGCAAAGAGCGAAUUAUGAAAGAUGCAGAAAUUGUAACCAAAACCCCUACUGGAUUAGUAGCUAAUGUUAAUAAUUCUACCUCAAGAAUAUUUGUUACUUACAGGAGAGCUAGUAAAAAGAUGCCAUGUAACUCUUUAGUUGUAACAGAUGUACGAGUAAUCUUGACAAACAAAGGAGAAACUCCACCACAUGCUUUUUGCGUGAUUGGAAAGAAUUUAAAUAAGGGAAUGCUUGGAAGUGAUGUAUUCUUAUGCUAUAAAAAGUCAAUGAACCGAGCCAAUUUAAUUUCUUUCAAACCAUCGAUUUUAUACAAGUAUCCAAUGAUGGAUUACAAUACCUUUCAGUUUCCUCAUUCAGUUGCCAUGUUUUGUUUACCAAUGGGUGCAACAAUUGAGUGUUGGCCAAAAAUUGCAAGUAAACCAAAGCCUGUUUUCUCUACAUUUGUCCUAACUGUUGCUGAUGCAGCGCAAAAAAUUUAUGGAUCUGCAAUAACUUUUUAUGAGGAAGUUUUACCUCCUGAUAGUAUUAGUGAGAAUGAAAAGAAUAAAGAGAAUUCUGAAGUUUCAGAAAAUGAUAGUGUUGACUCGACCGAUCCGUCCGAAAUAAUAAACUCCAAGCCGCUGAUAAAAAAGAAAAUAUUCAAGAAAUUCGGCAUACUAAAAAAAUUGAAUUUAGCACAACUGGAAAAGCUCCAGUAUACGGAUCCAUCCACACAAUCGUUAAAUAUAAGCAAGUCCAUUUGUAUACUUUCGCAUUGGCCUUUCUUCGACACGUUCGAGCGUUUUCUCGUCUUUUUACACAGCCUAGUGAACCGUCAACCACAAAACGUGCCUAUUGAGAAGUACAUCUCGUACUUCCUGUGUGACAUACCCUUUCCUAGUCCGCAGCGACCUCGCAUCCUUGUACAAUUGAGCUCAACCGAUCGCCUUAUACUUACGCAACCAGAAGAUCUCGCAUUACCUCGCUCGGGGGCCAGCUUUCGUCAAUUGCUGAUGAAUUUAGGUGCAGACAACUGCAUGCUGAUAUUGCUUUUGAUUCUUACGGAACAAAAAAUACUAGUACACUCGCUACGACCAGAUGUUCUGACUUCCGUGAGCGAAGCUAUAUCUAUGAUAUUGUUUCCGUUUAAGUGGCAAUGUCCUUACAUACCACUGUGUCCUCUUGGACUGGCUGAAGUACUACACGCACCGCUGCCCUUCCUCAUUGGCGUUGAUUCUCGCUUUUUCGAUCUUGACGAGCCUCCAGCGGAUAUCCAUUGCGUCAAUCUCGACACGAAUAACAUAGCCAUUUGCGAGGACAAGCGCUACCUCAACAACAAAUUACUGCCGAAAAAAGCUGCCCGCAUGCUCAAGAGCUCGCUGGAAAAGCUCUAUCUGAAGCUUCAAACGAUUAAUCGAGAUCACGCGCAGUCGGGCAAUCAUAGCGUUGCCGACGACGAGGGUGACUUCAGCGUCGAUAAGGAAUUUCAACAAAAGCACCGAGAGCAGGCACUCGAGCUCGAAAUUCAAGAUGCUUUUCUAAGAUUUAUGGCACUCAUUCUUAAAGGAUAUAGAGCUUACCUGUUGCCUAUUACCAAAGCGCCCACCGUUGGGACCACCGAUCCGACCAGUUUAUUCAAUAUAAAUGCUUUUCUUCGUAGUAGAGAUAAGAAUCAUGCCAAAUUUUAUAGCAUGCUCGUGCGCACGCAAAUGUUUAUUAGAUUUAUUGAAGAGCGUAGUUUUGUAUCCGAUAUGGACAUGACAAGUCUGGCUUUCUUCGAUGAUUGUACGGAAAGAGUCGAAGAGGAUAACAACAUGCUUUUGGAAAUGGAUAUGGAGUCGCAGCAUAGCGAGAGAACUGUUUUUAUACCUCCACCAGAAGCUGAUCCUCAUCAAGAACCAGUUGUUUAUGCAACUUUUAAACUGAAUUCCAAAUUGAUGCGGCCACGGAAAAACUGUUUUCUAAAAAAUCCAGCAAUCGCUGCGAUCGGUAUUGUUCCAGGCAGUCCAAUGGCUCGUAGAACUCAACAAGAGAUAAAAGUUGCUCAAAGAAUGGCUCGUAAACAGGCUGCCCAACCAGAAAGAUGGGGACGUUGUUUACUUAAUACGUGUUACAGUUUGUGGUUUUUACAUCUACCGGCUAUGCUGCACGUAUCUAAUCAACCGGCUAAUUUAUUACACCAAGCUUAUGAACUUCUUAUAAAAAUGCAAAAAUUGCGUUUGGACCCAAUGGAAGAGGUCUGUUACCGCGCAAUGAUGCAGCUCUGCGGGGUCUACGGGCAACCCUUACUCGCUGUCAAGUUACUUUUCCAUAUGAAACGUAGUGGUGUUCAACCCAAUGCUCUUACUUAUGGAUUUUACAAUAAAGCCGUCCUAGAAGCAACGUGGCCUUCCGAUAUGACUAAUUCUAGCCAGCUAAUGUGGAACAAGCUACGUAACGUCAUCGUAGGCGCAGCUUUGUUCAAGAAAGCCGGCAAAAAGCGUGCCAGGCGACGCUCUUGCUCGAACAACGAAAAUCUACUAUUACCCGAAGAUCUCAAAGGUCAAAAUUUGGAACAUGCGAUCUCGCGUUCUAGUCUUGAUAGUAACCACUCACAAGAUACCGAAGUCGCUCGAAGCGAUUCUUUAAAAGGUAGUUCUAUACCUGAUCUCCCUACAUUUACCAUGAACGAGAAGAAAAAGUUGCUUCCGAGACAAAAUAGUAUUGUCAAAGACGCAGCUCUUCUACCGGAUUCACAGCCAGAUGUCCUCGAUCGAACGCCGAGCGACCCAAGAUUGGCAAGAAACGGAGAUUCUCCGGUUAAAAGUCCAGUUCGAACGCCAGUCACCGAAAAUGAUCCUUUAGGUGCACUAGUCAACGAUGAUACACCGAUUGUUUCGCCUUGCGAGGAGAAUGACUCUAAUUGUUCUACAAGCACGUUGACCGUGCUUACGAAUGCAAUGGAAGAUAGCAGGCCCGGAGGUCCUCUUCUCUUCCGCAAUGCCACAAUGCCACGCAGUGCGACGUUUCAUCAACCAGAGCUGGAAGGUGGAAGUGGAUCCAGUCAUUUACAACGCAGUGAAACUAUGCCACAUAACGUGCAAGGAGUUGAACAGGACCGUGAACGCGAGCGUUUAGAAAUUGGAAGUCUUUGGGCUCAAAAUAAAGACAGCGUGACGUCCAGCCUAUCUAGCAUAGGCUCGAGUCUGAAACUCAGCUUUGGACGUUAUUCUACCGGCGGACUCGCAUUUGCCAAAAACAAGGAUUUGUUAUCGAAGAAUCAGCUGAUUGAGUCUCUCAGUUUGUCAAGCUACAUCAGUCCAUCGAGCUUGACUGGCAAAAAAUCCAACGAAAUCAUUCUCGGAGGUCUGAAUAGUUUGAAAUCGGCCGCUUCAUCAGUCGCCAAGAAAUUUGACGAGAUCAAGGAAGCUAUUUCGGCUACGAGCACGCCGGUGAAGAUAAAAGAACGCGAGCAGAGGCUUAAUUACGGAGUUUCUAACGAAAGUUUGGAUUCUCUGACCGAUGGCUCGCAGCAAGAUCGCAACGAAGUGUCGGCAAGAAUGGCCGACUCGGUUAAAGGUGAUCAUAAUGUGGAACUAACGGCACUUUACGAGCUUGCCGAGUGUCUUUACCCGAGGGUGACGCGCGACAACGAGCAGGAGCGCGUCGCCGUGGAAUUGGUGUUGUCAAGCGCCAGUCGGUGUCACAACUGCUCGGCAAUACUCUAUGACGAGGAAAUUAUGGCUGGUUGGCAGCCGGAAGACUCGAAUCUCAAUACGAUAUGCCAGUUCUGUGACAAGCAGACCGUGCCUUUCUUGAACGUUACCAUACUCGAUUACAGAUGCGAAAGUGGAAAAGGCGGACACGAUCCGCUAAUGGCUGGACUCUUACCCGAACCACGAGUACUACCAGAGCCUUUCAGUGUGCCGUAUCUUAACCCGUUAGUGUUACGCAAGGAACUCGAGAGCGUACUAAAUCAAGAAGGCGACUCGUGCCUUACCAAGCACCGUUUCAUCCAAGAGCAUCCGAUUGUUUACUGGAAUCUAAUUUGGUAUUACGAGCGCGUCAAUUUAUCAAGCCACUUGCCUGAGCUUUGGCUCGAACAGUGUGACGAGCAUAGCAGUGGCAGAGUCAGGCCCCUAUCGACUAGUUGUGUCGGUGUAAGGACGCUCUGGGACAACGAAAAGUUGCACGUCGAUAAGCUUCCCAUGUACAUUCAAUGGAGAAAUAACGUGGAAGAUCGAACAUUCAUGCAAAAUGUGAUAACUUACGUGAGACGCAAUGACCUCGUAGAACCCAUCAAGCGAGUGGCUUUGGAACGCCACCGCAACCGGAACGGCGAAAAAUCGCCUUUCUCUGUGUACCGAGAUAUUCUCUUUUUAGCCUUUAUUGUACUAGGGCGGGGAAAUAUCGACCAAGGAGUUUUUGAUCGGGAGUACCUACUGUCGUUGGACAAAUUGUCUGAGAGCGAGGAGGAGCUUUUGUGUUCGAUUGAUACUGCGCCGUCUACAACGACGCUGUAUUGCCGACAUUAUUUCAAGCAAUUGAGCGUUUGAUUGUUUUUAUGGGUGAGAAUGUCCCGGUGAUACGUGAGAGCAAUAUACGUAUAAGUAAGCUGUGCAAUAUUAUCUUGAGAAAACACUUUUUACCAAAUCAAGUUUUCUUAUGCUUCGACUAAAGCACGUUUUUUCAGGAGAAACAACGAAAAUUAAGAGAAAAGAAAAAUCAUGUGAAUAUUAUAUAAUGAAUUUUACUAGAGAUUUUCGCUUUUUAUAUAUAUAU